Messenger RNA from Closterium sp. NIES-65, 5340 nucleotides. Lineage: Eukaryota; Viridiplantae; Streptophyta; Zygnematophyceae; Desmidiales; Closteriaceae. The record is from the annotation of a GenBank genome assembly.
AUGACUUCAAAUCAAUCUCCGCUACAACUGGCCGCGGGUGUAGCGAAGCACAGUCCUCUUCGUGCUUGUAACGGGUAUGCGCGGGGACAGGCGGGUGGUGGUGGGGAUGGAGUGGUUCGUCGCAGCACGGGGCUAGAGCAGGACGAGGAGCAGGAGGAAGAGUGGGACGAGGAGGGGGAGCAGGAGGAAGAUGGGGAGGAGGAUGAGGAAGACGAGGAAGGGGAGGAGGCUCUGGAGGUGUGUUCACAGGCGGACGAUGCGUGGUACGCUGCGCGGCUGUGGGUUCUACCUGCUGGGAAAAGAAGCAACGGAGCGGCAUUGGGGACAGGCGGGGAUGGAAGGAGAGGGCAGGGCGGUGGAGAUACGGAUGGCAGUGAUAAUGAUGAUAACCCAGACAGAGAUAGCCAUGGCAAUCACCAUUUUAAUCAUCAUAACCAUCAAUCCCGGAGGCUGUUGGUGGAGUUUAAGGGGUUCAGCGGGGAGGAGGAGGUGCUGGCAGGCGAGCAGCAGGUGCGGGCGCGGGUGCGGUUCGUGUCGCACCAGCUGCAGGACGCGCGGUGCAGGGCGGUGAAGCGUGGUGACAAGGUGUGCGCGUACCGCGUCAGUGGCGAGCAGUGCACGUACUACGAUGCCCGCGUGCUUCAGGUGAUUCACCAGGAGCACACAUGGGCGCACGGCAAGGAGGAGUGCACCUGUCACUUCUCCCUGCGCUGGCUCGCAGGCCCCGCCAAGGGCCAAGUAAUGGAAGCAGGGUGCGCGCACAUAUGCACUCUCGAUCCCCGCGACGUAGCCACCUGCCAUCCCCUCAUUGCCUGGUACAUUCACUCGCAGGACCUCAUGCCUCCCCCUGAGCGAUUUAUCCUUGCGAAUUCCCGGCAGGCCAGCUUAGUUCCCUCUCCACGUGUUGCUGCCGGAGGGUUUAGGGCGGCUGGUGCUGCUGCUGGGGCUAAUGGUGGUCGUGGUGGUGGUGAUGCUCGUGGGGUGGGGGGUGGUGUCAAGGUUAUUGGUAAGGGAGGUUCUUUCAAGGGUGCUGAGGGUGGUGCUGCGAGGGAUGGUCUUUCUGCUGUGCCGCUGCUUGCACUGAGAGGGGCCGAUGCUGUGGUGGGGAAGAGACUGCGGAAGCGCAAAUGGGGUGCUGCUGCUGGUGCUGCUGGUGUUGAUGCUGACAGUGAGGAUGGGAACGAAAAAGACCCAGGCAGUCGUAUGAAGGAGAAGGUGAAGAAGAAGAGGAAGUUGUAUCGAGGAGACGGGAAUGGGGUACGGGCCGAGUGCAAUGCUGGUAGACAUGCCAUGGUGGUAUAUAGAGAUAACCAUAACACCCACAGAGAGGCAAGAGAAGCAAGAGAGGCAAGAGGGGACAGAGAUGAAAGAGUGGAAAGAGCGGAAGCAGAUAAUGCAGGGAUGCAUUCAGUUCUCCCAACACCAUCGCCACUCACCCCUCUGCCCGACGCUGCUGUUGCCGCCUCACCCCUCACUCCUGUUGAUCCUGCCUUUACGCACAUCCUUGCACUCCCUGCUGUCCGCCCAGCCCCACUCUCGCCAGAACCUCAGUUGUCAACGCCUCACACCUCGAAGCAUCACUCCCCAAACCCUCACUCUCCAGAACCUCACUCCCCUCAGCUUCGUGUGAGAAGGCAUGAGCGCUCUCCUGUGGAGAGCCGUCCUGGCACGAGGGUAGAGCGAGAGGAGGAGUGGGAGGGCUGGAGAGAAGGGGAGGGGGGUAGGCGGCGUGGCGCUGGGCAGCAGGAGGAGAGGAGGGAUCAGGGGGUGUUGAGAGGCGCUGGGAUGAAGCGAAGGGCUAGGGUUUCUCCUGUUGCUGCUCACACUGCUGCUGCUGAUGGUGCUGUUGAUGGUGGUGGUGUCGGUGGUGGUGGUGGUGCUGCUGCUGCUGGUGAUAGGAACAGAGCAGCAUGGGCGGAUGGGCAUGGUGGGAGGAAUGACGAGCACCCUCGACGUGCGGUGCGAAGCCCGGAGGGUAACUUGGAGCAACGGGGAUAUGACACAGCACGGUACUGGUCGAGAAGCCCUUACACUGCGUCCCCCACUCCUCCACUCACUGCUUCUCCCACGCCUCCCCACACUGCUUCCCCCACUCCUCCCCACACUGCUUCCCCCACGCCUCCCCACACUGCCUCCCCCACUCCUCCCCACACUGCCUCCCCCACUCCUCCCCACACUGCUCCCCCCACGCCUCCCCACACUGCUUCCCCCACGCCUCCCCACACUGCGUCCCCCACGCCUCCCCACACUGCGUCCCCCACUCUUCCCCACACCGCAUCCCCCACUCCUCCCCACACCGCGUCCCCCACUCCUCCCCACACUGCGCCUGAGAGUGCUGCUCAUCAUAGCGAGUAUAACAGUGAGCGCCAUAGCGGGUAUCACAGUAAGUGGUACGGGCGAGGGGGUGAAAGGGCACGGAGUGGAGACAGGGGAGGGGGGGACGGUGAGGAGAUGUGUGGGGCGCGGGAGAGGGAUCAUGCAGGCGAGUCUAGGAGGGGCUUGGGCAGGGAUGGGUAUGCGGAUGCACAUGAGAUGCAGGAUGAUGGUGAAGAGAUGGGCAUGCGGCAUGGGUACCAUGAAACAUUUCUGGAGAAGCGGAAAGAGGUGGGGAUGGGGAGGGACGAGGGGUUGGACGGGGAAUGGGGAAGGGUGGUGAGAAGAGGGGAUGAUGUGGAUGGGAGGAGGUUGCGAGAGAGGGAGAGGCAGGUGAGGGGUGUUGGUGUGGAAGGGGAGAGGGAACAUGGGCGAGAGAGAGAGGGGGAAAAAGGUAGUAGCAGGGAGAGGGAUAUGGAUAGGCACAGGCAUCGGGACAGGGUGGGUGGAAGGGAGAGAGAGAAAUACAAGGAGAGGGGGGAGGAAUUGCAUGGGGAGAGGGAGGAGAGGGAAAAGAAGCGGGAUAGGGUUAGGUAUAGGGAUAGGGAUAGGGAUGGGGAUAGGGAUGGGGAGAGGGAGAGGGAAAGGGGGGGAGAGAGGGAGCGGGAAGGGGAGAGGGAUAGGGAGAGGGAGAGGAACAGGGAUAGGGAUAGGGAUAGGGAUAGGGUGGUGCUAGCCGUGCAGGAUAGACAUGGGGGGGGCUGGGACGCGGAGGGGGAGGGCGAGGCAAGGGGUGAGAGCAAUAGAAACAGAUCACACGAGCAGGAGCAUCUGGUAGAGAGAGGCUUUGGAGGGGAAGAAGGAGAUGGAUAUGAUGCAGAGAGGGGUCAUGGAGUGGGAGGGAGAGGGAAGGAGGGGUUGCAUGAGGGCGAGUGGGGCAGCAGCCGCAGUGUAAGCAGGGAUAGGGAGGGGCACAGAGAGGGGUUGUUGAGUCCUGGAGGGGUGGAGGGUGGAGAGAUGGAGAGGCGGAGUUGGAGCAGGGACCGGGAGGGUGGGGGCAGGGAAAGGGGGGGUGGGGGGAGGGAACGGGAAAGGGGGGGCAGGGAACGAGAGGGUGGGGGCAGGGAAAGGGAGCGAGGAGGCAGGGAAUGGGAGAGAGAGGGCAGGGAAGGGGAGAGAAGAGGCAGAGAGUGGGAGAGAGAGGGCAGGGAAGGAAAUAGAAGGGGCAAGGAGUGGGGGAGAGGGGGAAGGGAAGGGGAGAGGAGGGGUAAGGAGCGGGAGAGAGUGGACAGGGAAGGGGAGAGGAGGGGCGGGGAGUGGGAGAGCAGGAGCGGGGAGCGGGAACGAGGGGACCGGGGAAGGGACGAGGAGGGGGAGGAAGGAAGGCAUGAUGAGUGGGAGAGGGGCAAUAGCUUCUGCAGAGACCAGUCAGCUGAGGACAGGAACAGGAGAGGGGAUAGUGAUGAUGCGGCUUUAAGAAGAGCUGGCGUGGUGGGGCAUAGUUUGGCAGGGGAUUUGCAUGAGAGGGGGGAAAGGCGACGAGGGGAAGGAGACAAGGGUAGAGAGGGAGGAGGGCGAGGAGGAGGUGGUUCAGGGGGUGGAGAGAGGGGAGGAAGCAGAGGGGAGGCAGGGCGGGUAGGGGGAGAAGGCAGUGGGUAUGGAACUCAUGGGAAUGGAAUCAGAGGGAGAGGAGGAGGAGGAGGAGGAGGAGGAGGAGGUGGUGAUGAUGGUGGGGAUGGUGGGGAUGGAGAUGGGGAGGAUGGCAGGCAGUGGAGGCGGGAGAGAGAGCAUGCACUCCCUGUUGCUACGACCCGUGCUGCUGGAACACCACCCGCUUCUGAUACUGCUGCUGCUAAGAGCAGCGCUGAUGGUGCUGCUGCCGCUGCUGCUGGUGCGGACAUCAGCACAGGUGGUGCUGGCGGCGGUGCAAGCGGUGAAGGUUCAAGGUCAAAAGAGGCUCAACUCACGUCUGCUGCUCCUGUCUUUGCCUCUCAUGCGCCUUCCUCCACCUGGGAGGGCCGGCAGCCGCGAGGCAGAAGUGCGGUCGUGAGAGGGGGGCGAGCAGUGGCAGUGCGGGGAGGGGUUCCAGAGACUCCCCAAAGGUCCCUCCCAAGAGUCGUUAGAGGUGGUGGCAGUGGUGGUGGCGGUGGUGGUGGUGGCGGUGGUGGUAGUGGCAGCAGCAGUGCGGUUGUUAGAGGUGGGCGGGCAGUGGCGGUCCGGGGCAGGCCUGUCGCUGUGAGAGGAGGGCGAACCGGAGGUUCGGCAAGAGCUCCGGCAGGCACUGUAGGGUUACCAGCAAGUUUGGUACCGGUAGAAUCCUCACCGGCAGGCUCGGUGCACGCAGGGCCACAGCCUGUAUUAGCUGCAGGUUCACCAGCGCUGGUGGCAGGCAGAGUAGCAGAAGUCCCCUCAGCACCAAGUGCAGCAGCAGUGCCUGGAGGAGCUAGAGCAGUAGCAGGCACUGCAGGAGUGGUGAUGCGAGUGUUAGAGGUUCCGGGCGCAUGUGCCACGGAUGAUGCCACGGCGGUGGUGGUCAUUGAGAACCUAGAGGACGAUACCGUUGCUCAAGACGUGCGAGAUGUGGUGCAGGCGCUCACGGUGUUUCCAGUGCUGGGAGCCGCAUUCUUCCCCCGGCACCCUCUGCGCGACCCCCCUGGAGCCGCAUGGGCGGCUCUGCUCUUCCGCUCGCGUGAUGAAGCGGCCAGUGUGGAGCGCUUCCUCUCGCAUGAUGCCGCUGUCAUGCCCUCUGCCACCCGCAGGCCCUGGAGAGCGUGGCUGUUGCAAGGGCAACCAGCUGCAGACCUCAAGCGAUACCUCGUUCCAUCGCAGCCGCCACCACAGCAGCAGCAGCAGCAAGCUCAUGCUGAGGGCAUAAGUUCCCGUGCCGAAACAGUUGCUUCUUCUGCUGCUGCUCCGAUGGUGAUUCCCCCUCCUUCUCUUCCCCCUCCACGCCACACACACACCAACCCCCACUGCACCCCCACAACACUCUUCAGGUGUCCCUCACCCGGUUUUCUCGUGUCCUAA